Molecule: messenger RNA, 1035 nt
Organism: Yamadazyma jaroonii
Lineage: Eukaryota; Fungi; Ascomycota; Pichiomycetes; Serinales; Debaryomycetaceae
Source: the annotation of a GenBank genome assembly
AUGAGUAUUAAGCCAAAAGUAUUAUGGAUCGGAUCUAGAGCCCAUGCCAAAGCCUCAUGGGAUAAAUUGUCAGAAAUUGCUGAUGUUCAAUUCUGUACUUCAAAAAAUAGAUCUGAAUUUAUCAAUGAUUUAAAGGGGAAAUAUAAAGAUGUUGUUAGUAUUGGUAGAACAGCUGAAUUGGACGUUACAGGAAGAUUUGAUGAAGAAUUGGUUUCCCAUUUCCCAUCAUCAGUUAAAACUGUCAGUCAUUGUGGUGCUGGAUAUGAUCAAGUUGAUGUUGAACCAUUAUUAAAGAGAAAUAUUCAAUUAUCUAAUAUUACUACUCCCGUAGAAGCCCCAACUGCUGAUACUGCAAUUUUCCUUCUCUUAUCAGCAUUAAGAAAUUUCCAAGAAAGUCAUGAUUUAUUAAUGAAAGGUGAAUGGGAAAGAACUGGUGUUAAAUCAGCUGGUGCUAAAUAUGGUCACUUACCAAGUUACAAAACUGUAGGUAUCUUGGGUAUGGGAGGAAUUGGUAGAUGUAUCCGUGAUAGAUUGAAACCUUUCGGAUUUAAAGAUCUUUAUUAUCACAAUAGAUCCAAAUUAUCACCGGAAUUAGAAGGUGAUUGUAAAUAUUUAAGUUAUGAUGAUUUAUUGAGUAAAUCUGAUAUUAUAAUUGUUUCUGUUCCAUUGAACAAAAAGACUCACCAUUUGAUUAAUAAGGAAGCUAUGGAUAAAAUGAAAGAUGAUGUUAUCAUCAUUAACACCGCUAGAGGUGCAGUUAUUGAUGAAAAGACCUUAACAGAAUAUUUGAAAUCAGGUAAAGUUGGAUUCUUAGGUACUGAUGUUUUUGAAUUCGAACCAAAAGUUGAUCAAGAAUUAUUAGAUUUACCUAAUUGUGUCAGUUUACCUCAUAUGGGUACUCAUACAGUUGAAUCACAAGUUGAAAUGGAAGAUUUCGUUAUUCAAAAUAUUGAAACUUUCUUAAAAACUGGUAAAGUUAAAACUGUGGUUCCUGAAAUGUAUAAUGUUGAUUUCAAACAUGAAGCAUUAAUUUGA